UAUCUAUAUUAACUGACAUAAAAAAUAAUGUUUUCCCUCAAGCCGUCUAUAACUUUUCCCAGAUUCCACGUCACAGUCAUGUUUGUUGAGGGAGCACAUGCAGAGGGAAGCCCGUGAACCUUGAACACAAAGCCCGGUUGCUGUCACGGUGACAUACAGCGUGGGGCGGUGGUGACUUUACAGUCUGUCACUCUUUAACUGCAUGACUCAGUCAUGGAAAAGCUAACUUUGAGUUCAGCGCUUCUCCUGCAGGGUUGAUUCUUCUAUUUCAGGGGGUGAGAUGAUGUUUCCAAAAGCCUCAUAUCCUGCCAGUUCACACACAGACACACAAAAAGAAAAAAAGGCCAGGAGGCCGGCUUGUGGGCGGAGAGUAUGGUAAUAGUCUCCAGAGGAAGUGAGCGCAGUGUAGAGGAAUGUAGUUACCAUCAGUGGGAGCUCAGUUCAAGCUGGCUAACAGCUAGCCUGCUAAGAAAAGUUAGAGCUGGAGCCGCAGAGCAGAGUGAUGAAAACAUGCCCCACUUUACAGUAGUACCAGUCAAGGAUCAGGACCAGUCCAACUACGACAGUCUAGAGGGAAUUAACUGGGUUGAUUACAGGGAUACUGGACAGGACAGCUUUGACCACCAAGACACAGUUAGUUCUGAUGGACAUGGUAAUCAUAAAGAAGACAGCCCAUUUCUCAACAGUGCUGAUGCUGCUGGAAAAAGGACUGACUACUAUGACAGGAACCUGGCUUUGUUCGAGGAGGAGCUGGACAUCCGUCCUAAAGUUUCCUCCCUCCUCAGCCGAUUGGUCAACUACACCAACAUAACCCAGGGGGCUAAAGAACAUGAAGAAGAAGAGAGCGCUGAUGCCUCGCGGCAGAAGACCCCCAAGUCCCCCAACAUGGGCACCCUGAUGGGAGUCUACCUGCCAUGCCUUCAGAACAUCUUCGGUGUCAUUCUCUUCCUCCGUCUGACAUGGAUUGUGGGAAUGGCCGGAAUCAUCCAGUCCCUCCUGAUUGUGGUCAUGUGCUGCUCAUGUACCAUGCUGACAGCCAUAUCAAUGAGUGCGAUUGCUACAAAUGGUGUCGUUCCAGCUGGAGGGGCUUACUUCAUGAUCUCCCGCUCUCUCGGUCCUGAGUUUGGAGGAGCUGUGGGGCUUUGCUUUUACCUGGGCACCACCUUCGCUUCUGCCAUGUACAUAUUGGGAGCCAUUGAAAUUUUUUUGAAAUAUCUGGUCCCUCAGGCGGCCAUCUUUCAUGCUACAGAUCCCCUCCGCAGUGACAGCGCCCUGCUGAACAACAUGCGGGUCUACGGCUCCCUGUGCCUCAGCCUGAUGGCGGUGGUAGUUUUUGUAGGAGUCAAAUAUGUCAACAAGCUGGCUUCUCUUUUUCUGGCCUGUGUCAUCAUCUCAAUUGUCUCCAUCUAUGCUGGCGCAAUUAAAUCCAUGACUCAUCCACCAGAAUUUCCGAUCUGCAUGUUGGGUAACAGGACUCUGAAGCUUGAUGGCUUCGAUGUGUGCGCUAAAACAGUAAUGAGUGGGAACAUUACAGCGCCCAGCCAGCUGUGGAACAGAUUCUGCCUGCCAGGGAACAUGAGCAGCACUCAUUGUGAUGACUACUUUCUCCACAACAAUGUGACAGAGAUUCAGGGCAUUCCUGGACUAGGAAGUGGAAUUAUCAGUGAUAACAUGUGGGGCAACUACCUGCAGAAAGGGGAGAUUUUGGAGAAGGCGGGGCUUCAGUCGGUGGAUGCACACAGUGCCAUCGAGAACUUUGUCAACUAUGUUUCGGUGGACAUCACCACAUCCUUCACUCUUCUAGUGGGAAUCUUCUUUCCAUCUGCCACAGGCAUCAUGGCAGGCUCCAACAGAUCCGGGGAUCUCAGAGAUGCUCAAAAGUCCAUUCCUGUUGGUACUAUCUUAGCUAUUACGACUACUACAAUUGUUUAUUUAAGUUCUGUAGUUCUGUUUGGUUCCUGCAUUGAAGGAGUUGUUCUGAGGGACAAAUUUGGAGACGCUGUCAAGAAGAACCUUGUAGUGGGGACACUCUCCUGGCCAUCUCCCUGGGUUAUUGUCAUUGGAUCCUUCUUCUCCACUGUUGGAGCGGGCCUGCAGUCCCUCACUGGAGCCCCCAGACUUUUACAGGCUAUUGCCAAGGACAACAUCAUUCCAUUUCUUAGAGUCUUUGGUCAUGGAAAGUCCAAUGGAGAACCAACAUGGGCAUUGCUGCUAACUGGUCUCAUAGCUGAGCUGGGGAUACUUAUUGCCUCUUUGGACAUGGUAGCUCCCAUCCUUUCCAUGUUCUUCCUGAUGUGCUAUCUUUUUGUAAACUUAGCCUGUGCAGUUCAGACUCUUCUACGAACACCCAACUGGAGGCCAAGGUUCAAGUAUUACCACUGGGCUCUGUCAUUUCUCGGCAUGAGCAUGUGUCUGGCACUCAUGUUUAUAUCCUCCUGGUACUAUGCUAUUGUAGCCAUGGGCAUCGCAGGGAUGAUCUACAAGUACAUUGAAUAUCAGGGAGCAGAGAAGGAAUGGGGGGACGGUAUAAGAGGACUAUCCCUUAGUGCUGCGCGUUAUGCUCUACUGAGACUUGAAGCCGGUCCCCCACACACCAAGAACUGGAGACCUCAGUUGUUAGUGCUGCUGAAGCUCGAUGAAGACCUUCAUGUGAAAUACCCCCGGAUGCUGACUUUUGCCUCCCAGCUGAAGGCAGGAAAAGGUCUGACCAUUGUUGGCUCCGUUAUUAAGGGUAACUUCCUGGACAGCUUUGGGGAAAUGCAGGCAGCUGAACAGGCUAUUAAGAAUAUGAUGGAGAUCGAGCGAGUCAAAGGUUUCUGCCAAGUUGUGGUGGCAGCGAAGGUGCGGGAGGGCAUCGUUCACCUGAUCCAGUCCUGCGGUCUGGGGGGGAUGAAGCACAACACUGUGGUGAUGGGCUGGCCUUACGGCUGGAGACAGAGCGAAGACCCUCGAGCCUGGAAGACUUUUAUUAACACAGUCCGCUGCACCACAGCUGCACAUCUGGCUCUGAUGGUGCCCAAAAAUGUGUCCUUCUACCCGAGCAACCACGAACGCUUCACAGAUGGCAACAUCGAUGUGUGGUGGAUUGUACACGAUGGAGGGAUGCUAAUGCUGUUGCCUUUCCUGCUCAAACAGCACAAAGUCUGGAGGAAAUGCAAAAUGCGCAUCUUCACAGUAGCCCAGAUGGACGACAACAGCAUCCAGAUGAAGAAAGACCUGGCCACGUUUCUCUACCAGCUGAGAAUAGAAGCGGAGGUGGAGGUUGUUGAAAUGGAUGACAGCGAUAUUUCUGCAUACACGUACGAGCGAACAUUAAUGAUGGAGCAGAGGUCCCAGAUGUUGAAGCAAAUGAGGCUCUCCAGUGCAGAAAGACAGAGAGAGGCCCAGCUGGUUAAAGACAGACACUCUCUGGUGCGGAUGGGCAGCCUCUACUCAGACGAGGAAGAGGAGGUCGACGUUCCCUUAGAGAAGGUUCACAUGACGUGGACCAGAGAGAAGUGUGAGGCUGAGAGGAGAAACAGGAACAAUGCUCCAGAGAAUUUCCGAGAACUCAUGAGCCUCAAACCGGAUCAGUCAAACGUGCGAAGAAUGCAUACGGCGGUGAAGCUGAAUGAAGUAAUUGUCAACAAAUCCCAUGAUGCUCGAUUAGUGCUGCUCAACAUGCCUGGACCUCCUCGGAACGCUGACGGAGAUGAAAACUAUAUGGAGUUUUUGGAAGUGUUGACUGAAGGCUUGGAGAGAGUGCUGCUGGUGAGAGGAGGAGGGCGGGAGGUCAUCACCAUCUAUUCGUGAGGAGCUGCGGCGUGGGAAGCGGCAUCAGGACACAGUCCGUUUUCAGAACAGCAACCAAUAGCUGCUUUGCAUUUCAGUAGUUCUACUGAGAUGCAUUUAUUUUAAACUUUAUGCAAACUAAUGACUCUAAAAGAUAUGAUACAGAAAUGUAAAAGAAAAAAAAGUGUGUAAAAAUGUGUCCAUUUAGCAAUUUGGCUACAGUAAAUGUGUAACAUAAUUUGCUACAGACGGAGGGAAAAAUAGCUAUAUUUUUGUACAAAAAUUAUUAUAAUACAAAAAAGUGUUCCAUUUGCACCUUUGGAUUCAGAAAAGGACUUUUUAUGUUGGCUUUCACCAAAAGUUUGAUUUCUUGUGCACAUUAAAAACAAUCCAGAAGCAAUAUACAAACAAGUUUAGUAAAAGAUACAUUUAUAAGUACUUUGGAUGAGCUUCUUUUAAAUAUAUAGGUCAAAUUGUUAUAAAAAAAAUCUAUGAUUUUUUUACGUGAAUGUCUGGUUGUACCACACUGGUUUGAUGUUAAGACAUGUUUUAUGAAUAUAGCCUGAGGGAAUUGGAUGGUGGUAAAGUUUUAUUUUAUUGCAUGCUGUUAUUAUGUGUUGAAUAACCUAAACAUCUGUUUGACAUUGACUCAUAAACCAAGUGUAGUAUUAUUUAAUUUGAUAAUAAUCUUUGUAUUGUUUCACACUUGAUCAAUGUAGCAUUAAUAUACAAAACUACAGUUACAAACUACAUUCAUAUACAGAGGAGCGUAAAAGAUUUGAGGAAAUGUAGAUAAAAUACACUAUAAAAAGUGAAACAUUGGAUCAAUUAACAAAACCUCUAAUUUAUUACAUCUAAAAAUAUUAGUUUUUUAUCAUAUUCAAUUUUUAAGUUGAGCAAACCAUCAAAGUUGAUGAAAAGUAAUUAUUUAAAAUGUAACAAACUUUUGUUAAAUGAUCCAAUGUUUCACUUUUUACAGUGUAGAUUAUCACUUCUUUUCCGGUUUUUAUCUACUUUUUAUAAAAUCUCUGAAUACAGAGGAAGGCAUUUCAGUCUGCAAUUACCCUCAUUUAAAUCUAAAAAUAGGCUUGCCUCACCAGCUUGAGACAUUACAGGCUUUUUAUGAGUAAAUAGAUCCUAUAAUCAGAGUAAAUUAUGAACAGAUGUUGAGAGGCUUCCUGCAAACAUUUGAAAACCCGACAAAGUUAACCAAAGGAAAACAUUUUUCUGAAGUUUGUGCCCGUUUGGCAUGCACCUUCAAAAUGACCAAAAGUUCUGUGUUUACAUUGGCAAAAUGUAAUACUACUAAGGAAUGGAAAUAAACAAAGAUGUAUUUGUGAUACAAAGAAGUGGAUGAAAUGGUUCAUAGUCUUUUUUGCGGUUAGACUAUCUGGUGGGAUAAGCUCGGACCAUAGAUGGAUACGGCCAGUUGAGGGCCAGUCGGUAAUAUAGUAUUAGUCCAGGUGGCGGAGGGCCAUCAAAACCGCCGAUAGAGUGGAGAUAUAAACGUCCAUGAAUUUAAAAGCAAAAAUAUAAAUGUGGCUUUUGGUUAGCUAGUGGUUGAGUGAGUGACGCACAAACCCGGUCAUAGUGAGGUAGAUCUUCCUUGUUGAAAUUGUGCCAAACCUUCACAAAUACAGGAAGGAGGAAAGCAAUUUCUGCCCCUCAGUUAUAAUUCUGAUUUGAUGUAAAAAACAUGCAAAUGGAGCCCAGAAUGACAACAAAAAAAACUUGUGAAGAUGCUACCUGAAACCAGUAUCGCCAUCUAAAUAGUGGGUUCUGAGUUUGGAGCUUUAAGUAAAGGAUGAAAAUUGAAAAAAAAAAAAAAAAAACAUAAUAUAAAUAAAGUUUAGCAUGAAAUACAACAGGGGUUUAUACUUAAUAAACCCCUGUUGUGACGGUAAAAUCUGUCCAACACUAGAGGCUCUCAGCUUGCAUCUGUUUGCUCAGCUGGACAAGUUAAAUAAAAAAAAAAAUACUUUUAAUGAGAAUGAUGAUAAAUUUAGCAUUGAGCUGUUUGGUCAUUGUUACCUUAAAACAAUAAUCUCUUUCACAAUUAUCACUUUAAAAAAUGGAAAAUUGAAUAAAAUUUCUCCCACAAUGUUUUUUAGUGUGUGAGAAAAUCAGCAUUUUUUUUUUACUAACUAAUUUAGUUUGACCUCAGUCUAGCUUAAAUGAGAGUUGUUGGUUGAGUAAAACGAAACAACUGAGGUAGAAUGUGAACACUGCAGACCGUUUUCCAGACAAUAAGCAAACAACGAAACUAAAUUGAGCAAAUUAGACUUUCAUUUUGUGGCUUUCCGGUUGCAUUUUCAGUACAGUGCAUUUGAAAGUGAGAGAUGUGUCUGCUGUAUGUCAGGGAAUUUAAAUUCUCUCUGAUGAAAACAAGUUGGAGCAGGUUUAACAUGCAAUCUUUUAUUUGAAUUGCAAUAUGAAUAAACCUGAACUUAAGGAAGGCGGUAAAGCAAAAGUUUGAUUAGUUGAGCAUUGAAAUCUCCAACAUCUGGUCGGUAAUAUUUCAAAAUCUCUCUGAAAAUAUUUAUUUCUUUUUCCUGCAUUUUAGGCAGGCGUUCCAACAUCUUAGUUGUAAAUAACUAUGUUUUCUGUGAUGAGAAAAUUAUGGAGAGUAAAUUAGUUUGUUUUUAGUGCAUAAUGUUUGGGGUGGAGUUACUGUUUAUUAACCCUGAAAUCAAACUGGCUUAAAAAAAAUCUACUUACACAAUUUAGGACAUUUUUUAAGAGACACAGAGACUGCAUUUAAAAAUCUUGAAAUUUGUUUUCAACUUUAUUUUUUGCAAGUUAAUUUUAAGUGUUAUUUUUAUUUAUUGCCUUUCUUAUGGCUGCCUUUUUUAAUUUCUUUGAUACUUAGUAUCUCGACUGUUUAAAACAGCAUGUUUGUUGUGUUUUUUAUGUUUUUUUUUCUGACAAAGUAGCAACUUAAGAAUUGUUUGCUAGUGCUAAGACUUUGAUAUCAUGAGUAAAAGAAAAUCUGUAGAAAUGAGAGAAUUGUGUUUUUAAUUUCUGUAUCAAAAAUGUUUUUGGGCUCUGAUUUGUACAAAGCAGGAACCCAUUUUUUGUAUGUUUUUUAAAUGUAUUAUUGUAAAUGUUAAAAAAAAGAAAGUUCCAGACAAGAUGCCUAUAAUGAAAUAAAAAAAAAAA
This is a messenger RNA of Oryzias melastigma (Indian medaka), 6930 nucleotides long. RefSeq names its product solute carrier family 12 member 4 (gene slc12a4). Gene Ontology annotation, cellular component: membrane. The record is from RefSeq and is a predicted model, not a curated record. Lineage: Eukaryota; Metazoa; Chordata; Actinopteri; Beloniformes; Adrianichthyidae. Bases 373 to 3792 code for a protein of 1139 amino acids. Gene Ontology annotation, molecular function: potassium:chloride symporter activity. The transcript has 24 exons. Gene Ontology annotation, biological process: cell volume homeostasis; potassium ion import across plasma membrane; chloride ion homeostasis.